AUGGAAGGUGGAACUAAGAAUUGGUGGAUGUUUGCCAAAUGGAGCGAUGAAUAUGAACAAGGAGUCGACGAAUAUGUCAAAAGGGCUUUUGCUAUUAAGUCUCAAGGAAAUCAAAUUUGUUGUCCAUGUCAAAUUAGUCAUUAUCGUUUUUGGCGGUGUGAAGGUGUGGUGAGAGACCAUUUAAUUUGUAAUGGUUUUGUUCCAAGAUCGGAUAAGUUAUCAGAUUUAGGGUUCAAUAUCCAAAGAGAAGAAACUAUUUUGGAUAAUGAUGAAGGGUCCAUCCCAAAUGAAUCUAGCGAUGACGUAGUGAGGUUGUUGCAUGAUGCACGUGAUGCUUUUAGAGAUGGGCCAAAUGAUGAGGCAAAAAAGUUUUUGAGGUUAGUUGAAGAAGGGCAAGAAGAAUUGUAUCCUGGUUCCAAAAAUCACUCAAAACUUUCCUUCAUGAUUCGACUUUUUAUUUUAAAGUGUGAUCAUAAUCUAACCAAUGCCGUAUUUGGAGAUAUAUUAGAGCUUAUAAGGGAGGUGUUGCCUGAUGCAAAGUUGCCAGCUUCUUUCAAUGAAGCAAAAAGUGUUUUGAAAGUGCUGGGGUUUGAUUAUACAAAGAUUAAUGCAUGUCCAAACGAUUGCAUGAUAUAUUGGGAAGAGCAUGAAAAUGCAACAAGCUGCCAUGUUUGUAAAACACCAAGAUGGAAAUCAAAGGACAAAGAGGAUGACAUAGAAAAUGGUAAGGGAAAGACCUAUAGAAUUCCUCAAAAGAUUCUUAGGUACUUUUCGAUAAAGAAAAGGCUUCAACGACUAUUUAUGUGUCAAGAGACGGCGAGAUACAUGACUUGGCAUGCGGAUGGGCGUGAAACUGAUCAUCUUUUACAUCAUCCAGUUGACGGCCAAGCUUGGAGGGAAUUUGAUUCCUUAUACAAAGAGUUUUCUGAUGACCCGCGCAAUGUGAGGCUAGGACUAGCCACAGAUGGCUUCAGCCCGUUCAACUCAAUGAGUAUUGUACAUAGUACUUGGCCAGUUAUGUUGAUAAAUUACAACUUGCCUCCUUGGAUGAUUAUGAAGCCUGAGUAUUUGAUGUUAGCACUACUAAUUCCGGGUCCUUCUUCCCCAGGCAAUGACCUUGACAUAUAUUUGCAACCACUAAUGAAGGACUUGAAGGAUUUGUGGGAGUUCGGACUGGAAACUUAUGAUGCUUCGAGUAACCAGAGGUUUCACAUGCAUGUAGCAUUGAUGACCACCGUGAGUGAUUUUCCUGCUUACGCGAUGUUAUCUGGCUGGAGCACAAAAGGAUACUUGGCGUGCCCUGAGUGUCAUUAUGAAUUAGAUUCUGAGUGGUUGCCUUAUAGUGCUAAGAAUGUGUAUAGGGCAAAUCGUAAAUUUCUACCUCCAUUUCACCCUUGGCGUUGUGAUAAGAGGAAUUUUGAUGGGAAAGUUGAGGAAAGACAUCAACCUACUCCAUUGAAUGGAAUUGAUGUAGCUAAUCUGUUGCGUGAUUUUUCCAAAUGA
Chenopodium quinoa (quinoa) is the source of this 1503-nucleotide messenger RNA. RefSeq lists its product as uncharacterized. The transcript has a single exon. Lineage: Eukaryota; Viridiplantae; Streptophyta; Magnoliopsida; Caryophyllales; Amaranthaceae. The coding region runs from base 1 to 1503 and encodes 500 amino acids. The record is from RefSeq and is a predicted model, not a curated record.